AUGUCUUUGAAAUUUACUUUCAAUCCACCGAAAGGCGUCAGGUUUGUUCGUUGGCAGAAAAUCACAUUUACCGCCUCAAAGCCAUUUAUUCAUUUCUGCUUGCAUGAUACUCACGAUAAACUUGAAAAUAAACCAAUUUUACGUUCUCGCUCGUUUGCUGACUGGCACGCAUAUUUACAAGCACUGCAUAAGAAAGGAAUAUAUUCCGAGCUCUUUAAUGCUCACAAACUCCCUAUUAAAGGUCCACCAAUUGUUGAUUUUAGCCAAAUUCUCGAUAAUAUUAGCGAAGGAUACUAUACUGAUGUUGAGCAAGUCAAAGAAGACAUUGACAAAUGCUUAAUAUCAAUAAACGAAAAAAUCGUAACAAGUGAUAAUCUAAAUUCGUCAAUAGUUAACAAUUACAGAGAUGCUGCAUAUUAUGCCAAGCUAGAUAUAGAUCAGUCAUACAAUUCAAGUAAAGAAUCUCGGAAUUUACCGUCAGCUCGUUUAAUUAAAUCACUAGAAGAGUUCAAGUCAUUAGAAUCACCAAGAAUUAACGAUCACAAAGGAACAGAAUUUAACAUCGAUAAAUUUGCAGAAUUUUUGAAUCAUAAAUCUCCAACAGAUAAAUUAAAAAUUGAAUGGAUCAUCAGAAUGAAAUCACCACGCGUCAAUUUCGCAACAAGAGAAAUAGAUCUCAACGAUUUACCUUUAGAUACGAUCCGUACUCUAGCAGAUUAUUUCCAAUACAAAAUGUAA
This is a messenger RNA of Trichomonas vaginalis G3, 738 nucleotides long. RefSeq lists its product as uncharacterized. The record is from RefSeq and is a predicted model, not a curated record. The transcript has a single exon. Lineage: Eukaryota; Parabasalia; Trichomonadida; Trichomonadidae. The coding region runs from base 1 to 738 and encodes 245 amino acids.